AUGGAGAAGCUUAUUAGGGCUUGCGACAAAGAAUACAUGAGGAUGACCAUGCUAAAACACCAAUACACUUUCAAAGAACAGGUGUACGAGCUUCACCGUUUGUAUCGGAUUCAGAAGAUAUUGAUGAAAAAUAUGGAUGCUAACAGAGGUAUUGAAGUAAACCAACGAGGAUGGAACUUAAAAAAUGUGAUUAGUCUAACUCAAAAUUGUUAUUAUAAAGGUGCAGAGAAAAAUCCUAAAUUGAAAUUUAAUCUGGAGAUAUCUGCUAUGGAGGACACUGCAGAAUCUGACAGCAAUGGAGUUCUAGAGAUUUUAAACGAGACCGAGAUUGAGAUGACGCUAGGCCCUUCAUGUUACAAUCGUAAGAAAGUGGAGACACUGCUAACUUCAGAGUCAACACAUAGCUUGUCUUCUUCUACUACUGGAUCCAACCUUGUAAACGAGACAAAAUUGAAGACCCAUCAUAGAAUCAUUCAACUAUGGAAAAAUUAA
Molecule: messenger RNA, 492 nt
Organism: Sphenostylis stenocarpa
Lineage: Eukaryota; Viridiplantae; Streptophyta; Magnoliopsida; Fabales; Fabaceae
Source: the annotation of a GenBank genome assembly